Culex pipiens pallens (northern house mosquito) is the source of this 585-nucleotide messenger RNA. RefSeq names its product small integral membrane protein 13. The record is from RefSeq and is a predicted model, not a curated record. NCBI's taxonomy places the organism in Eukaryota, Metazoa, Arthropoda, Insecta, Diptera, Culicidae. The coding region runs from base 176 to 424 and encodes 82 amino acids. The transcript has 2 exons.
CAGCUGUCACCACCAGAAACACUCUUUUUGCUCCACAUUGCACGGUUCAUUUUUAGUUUUGAUUUCACGCAGAAAAGACGCACUAAAAGCGCUUUCACAAGUUUUCCACUUGAAACAAAAGUCGGAUGCAUUUAAUCGCGUCAGCAAUUUAAGAAAGUGUGAUUAAUUCCGUGCAAUGAACUUCCAGGAGGGACUGAUUGCAGUGUUUUCCGUUCUUGCCUCUCUUCUCAUUGUGAUUGUGGUCGUUUGUUUGGGUUGGUACCUGGUGUGGAAGUUGUUCCUGUCGCGGUUUAAGCUGGUCCGCGAGCUGCUCGGUUUGGCUCAGUCCGCAGAUUCGCCAACACACACGGACGGUGCGUCGGCAGCAGGUUCCGGAGGGGACACAAGCAAAUCACGAAACGCCCGAAAGGUACGGAGAGAUUGAUCCCCGCGGGGUAGCUUCGAGAGUGGUUGAGAGAAAGCAAUCGUAAUCAUGAAUAUCCGCUGUGCAAAGCCCGAGGAUCUGAUGAACAUGCAGCACUGCAAUCUGCUGUGCCUGCCGGAGAAUUAUCAGAUGAAGUACUACUUCUACCACGGAUUGACGUG